AUGCCGGCCUAUCAUUCCAGCUUCCUCAGUGAUACCGAUGUCCGGAUAAUAGGAAACUUUGGCCUCUUACCUCUCCGGACUAGAACUCGUGGCCCUGCCUAUACACUUCCGUUACUCGGGCCUGAAGAUGACGAGAUCCAUGUCGAUCCAGAGUCGGAGUCUUACGAUAUCUUGGACGAAACUUUAGUGCUAUUCAGGGCAAAUACUCUAUUCCGAAACUUCGAGAUCAAGGGACCAGCCGAUCGGGUGUUGAUCUAUGGUAUCUUGUUUAUCAGCGAAUGUCUGGGGAAGAUCAAGCCGAAUAUGUCCGGAAGGGAGGCCGAGAAGGCACUGAAUACUUUGGCUCUUGAACACUUUGCAUUACCUGGUGAUCCGACGUUCCCAUUGAAUGCUCUGUUCGCUCCAGCUAGAGAUAGGAACGAGGCAGAUACUCUUCGACAGUAUAUCAGCCAAAUUAGACAAGAGCUUACUAUUAGACUGUUGUCGAGGGUAUACUUUGACUCAGCGACUACCCCGUCGAAGUGGUGGCUUAGCUUUACGAAGAGGAAGUUUAUGGGCAAGAACUUGUGA
Messenger RNA from Orbilia oligospora ATCC 24927, 570 nucleotides. RefSeq lists its product as uncharacterized. Lineage: Eukaryota; Fungi; Ascomycota; Orbiliomycetes; Orbiliales; Orbiliaceae. Gene Ontology annotation, biological process: Arp2/3 complex-mediated actin nucleation; regulation of actin filament polymerization. Gene Ontology annotation, molecular function: actin filament binding. Gene Ontology annotation, cellular component: Arp2/3 protein complex; cytoskeleton. The record is from RefSeq and is a predicted model, not a curated record. The transcript is spliced from 5 exons. The coding region runs from base 1 to 570 and encodes 189 amino acids.